Molecule: messenger RNA, 637 nt
Organism: Ipomoea nil (Japanese morning glory)
Lineage: Eukaryota; Viridiplantae; Streptophyta; Magnoliopsida; Solanales; Convolvulaceae
Product: 40S ribosomal protein S25-2
Exons: 4
Coding region: 108-434 (108 amino acids)
Cellular component (GO): cytosolic small ribosomal subunit
Molecular function (GO): structural constituent of ribosome
Source: RefSeq, a predicted model, not a curated record
UUUAUAUGGUGUUGCAAAAGAAAACCCUAGACCCUCUGCUUGCAUAGGUUCAGAAGUUCGUUUAUCAGCAGCAGUUACGCCGCGCGUCCACCCUCCGAACAACCAGAAUGGCUCCGAAGAAGGACAAGGCUCCACCUCCGUCUUCCAAGCCCGCCAAGUCCGGUGGCGGCAAGCAGAAGAAGAAGAAGUGGAGCAAGGGAAAGCAAAAGGAGAAGGUGAACAACAUGGUUCUCUUUGAUAAGGCCACCUACGACAAGCUUCUCACUGAAGCACCUAAAUACAAGCUUAUUACCCCUUCUGUCCUCUCCGAUCGUUUGAGGAUCAGCGGAUCCCUUGCUAGAAGGGCAAUCAGGGAAUUGAUGGCUAGAGGGUUGAUUAGGAUGGUGUCAGCACAUGCCAGCCAACAGAUCUACACCAGAGCUACCAAUACCUGAGUUUUAUCAAACUUAAUGGGAGCUUAUAUAGCAUACAUUAAGUGUUGUGUUUUGAUUUAGUAUUACAGUGCAUGAUAACUUGGCAAUGGUACUUGAAUGAUGUUAAUUUGAGGCUUUGAGCAUUGGUUUUGUUUUAAUGUUAGACUUAUUUAUCUCUCUAUAGCUAUGUUUGAAUCAGAAUUCGGUUCGUGAAAAUGGUCUUA